AGGCCGCGCCCGAAGAUGAAGAAAAGAGAGAGGAGACAGAGAUAUCGGAGGAAACAACAGAACACAUGAUGAGCAUGAGAAUGAAAGGAACGGCACCAGAUCGAGAGAAGAGAGGCUGAUACCAAGUUGAAGUCUUGAAUUGAUCAGAUUGAAUUGAUUCCUUCUCAUUGGUACAACAUCGCAUAUAUAGGGAGAUUACAACCGUUAAUAAGCACAAGAGAUAUAUUUGAUAAUUCUACAUCAUAAUCUUAAUACAAGACAAUAACCCUCAAUACAUGAUAACUAUGAUAGAUAGAAACCGAAACAUCGGGGAACACGAGAAUCAAUCUCCCAUGAUAGUACAAAGGUGUGCAGUGCAAGAACUUCAAGCUUUCAACCAUGGUAACUUUUCUGAUAACCAGCUGCAUAAUCAUCCAAGGCUGAACCACAACACCAAUCUAGCACAAGAUCCAGUUGUGGAACAUUACAUCAAGAUAGAUGGUGCAUUUAGAGAAACAGAGAAGACAGGAGCCGGAGCUUGGGAAAUUGUUAAUGCUCAAGGAAAACUUGUAGCCUCAGGUUGUGAAAUUUUUUUGCCUCAUCUCCCAUACAAACAGAAGCUAUGGCAGCUCUCUGCUGAGUCUUCAAGCAGCAAAGAAUUUGGUUCUUCACAUGUGUUCCCUACAAACAGAUAAUUUGCUUGUAGCUAGCUUGAAACAUGAAGGGUGUGGGAUUCCUUAUGGCCUCUAGUCUUUAGUAGAUAAUAUUAAAGUCUUAGCUAACAGUUUUAGGUGAUGUGUGUUUAUGAGAGUGGAUAGUGUGUUAGUGGAUAAUGCUCAUAGAUUAGUUAGGGCAUGUAUCCAG
Messenger RNA from Oldenlandia corymbosa var. corymbosa, 843 nucleotides. Lineage: Eukaryota; Viridiplantae; Streptophyta; Magnoliopsida; Gentianales; Rubiaceae. The record is from the annotation of a GenBank genome assembly.